UAAGAGCUUAAACGAGCAAAGUCAAAAAUGUCAAAAAGAGAAAUCAUAUUAUUUUCUGUUCUGCUUUUUGAUGACUUUUAUUUUGAAUCGUCUUUAUCACAUCCGCUAGCCAUUUGGAUUGUUUUCUGCUCGCGCUCGUGGUGAGAUGAAAUGAGUCCAUGCUGUGGGCUAUUGCGUUUAAGUGUUGGGUGAUUGGCUCAUGAUUUAUAUGAAAUGCAUUAAAACAGUUUUAACGUUUAAUCGAUUAAUUUAAUUCGAUGUAAACUGUAUUGUCACGUGAGCACGCGCAAAGUAACGUAGCAGUGGCUCGGUUCAUCCGGUCUGCUAACGUUAGCUGCUGUUGCACACAGAGCACUAACGUUCACUAGUAACUGUUGAGGAAUGGGAAAAAACCGCAAACGAAAGGGACAACCUCAACCUCCAGGAACUGGACCACCACCUGGGAUGCGUCCCACAGGACCAGGCCCCCGUCCACCCAGACCUCCUCCUCCACGCGGCGGGUUUCGCCCGAUGGGCCCACCCGGACCGAGGUUCCCCGGACCCCAUUCCGAUUUCGGACCGCGACCACCCAGAAUGAUGAUGAUGGAUCCCAUGGAAGGAGAUGUGCGGUUUAUGGGGAAUGAGCCUUUCCACCCAAUGGGUUUUCCCGAUAGAGGUGAAUUCAGACCGCCUUUCGAUGGUCCCGGUGAUCCACGCUUUCAUCCAGAGUUUAGGAACAGACCACCAGGUCCGCGGUUUUUUCACCCGGAGUUUGAGUGUGGACCUCCGGAGUUCGAUGACAGACCUCAAUGCUUCGGCCCGCCUGAUUUUUACGACAGAGGUCCAGAUUUCUGUCCUCCGGACUUUCGGGGAGGACCUCCAAACUUUCACCCCUCUGAGUUUGACGAUGGACCAGGUUUCCAAAGGAUCCCUGGAUUCGACCAGAUGGAGCAUCACGGUCCAAUAGAUCCGCAUUUUGUGCCACCAAUGGAUCCAUAUGGGAAUCAUGCUUUUGGAGCCAGAGGAGGGUUUGCUGGACCACCACCUGAUUUCCAGGGCCCUGCACAAACACUACCUGAGAACCAACCUCCUCCUCCUCCUCCUCCUCCUGGAACUGCCGGUCCAACCCAACCUCAGAAGAAAAAGGAUCAGUCGGCAACAAAAGAGACUGAAGCUUCUAAAUUGUUGGCAGCAAAAAUAGCAGCAUUUAAGAAUAUGUCUGCAAGCACUCCUCGUGGACGUUCACUGGGAGUUAUUUCUUUCAUUGGGAAUAACUGUGGUUUCAUUGAGCGGGAGGAUUUGAAGAAAUUUUCUUUUGUUUUCGAUGCCUUUAUUGGAAAUCGAACUCUCUUGGUGCCUGGGGUUAAAGUGCAUUUCACAGUAGUGAGAAACUUGGGCAAAGACUGUGCAGUUGACGUGAAAGUGGCACCUGGAGGAACUGAUGACAUUGACAGUACGGUGUAUGAAGGCGUCGUUAUCACCUCGCUUUAUGAUGAAGGUGCCAAGGAGACUAAUCUGGGAUGCAUCAGGACUAUCAUCUCAACAGAUCCCAUUAAACUGCCCUACAGUAAAGCGGACACCAAUUUAACCCUGCUGCUGUAUGAUCGCGUGGAGUUCCAGUUGCUGACCAAUGUUAUCACCAAGGAGCAAAGAGCCACAAACAUCAAACCAAAAAUACCAGACACUUUUCAGCUCACCAAAGAAGUCAGGGAGAUGGGUGUGAUCAUGAGCAAGACUGAUGGAAACCUGACCAUCAUGACAGAGAAACACGAUAACCUGGCAGCCUCUGCUGCUGACAGUUUAACAGAUGAGGAGCUGAAUGUCAUGGAUGAAGUGGAGCUCACUGUUUUUAUUGUGGAUGACACAAAGAAGGCUAUCCGGCUCAAAAAGCUUCCUGAUGGCUCUGUGACCUUCAAUCAGCAAGCAAAAGGGAAUGACAAGUGGAAGCCUGUGACCACCGAGGCAAACUGCAACAUAAGUAGUGAGAAAUAUGAGGGAACGGUCAUCAGAAUCGCCUCAAAGGAAAGCUCAACUCUAGAUAAAGAGAUGGACUGUCAAUUGCCCACUUUGGGUCUUCUGGUCACUACAUUAGAAGAAGGCACGGAGAAAAGGUUAUCUUUUAAGUUGGGAGAUGUGAUGUCGAAAGCCACGAUGAUGAACGGAGACAAGGUCCAGUUCAACAUUUGCUCCAACAGUGUAACCAAUGAGGAGUGCGCCGUCAAUGUGGAGAUCCUGCCGGAAACCUUUCUGUCAGACACAGAGGAGCAACGAAAGAUAGGACUUGUUAUCAAGCUGGAUGAUAAAUGUGGGUACAUCAAGACACAACAGGAACCACAGCUAUUAUUUGACUUAUGUGAGGUAAUGGAGGAUGCCAAACUCGCUUUGUCUGAAAAGGUUGAAUUUACUCUAGUACCGAACGAAGAAGUUGAAGGUGGAAAACAAGCUGUCAGAAUAAGAAGGCUAAAUGAGAGCGUCUUCACAUCUGCACCAAAAUUAGAGGCCUUUGGGGUGAAGGAGAAGAAGAAAAUGACCAUCAAAUUGCUGAAGGAUCCAAAAGACAUCAAGCAAGAGGCCAAAACGGAAGAAAAAGACAGUGACUCAAUGAAUGUACACAGGCCAAACAAGGCAUCAUCUGUAAAUGAUCUGAAGAAGGAAAGUGUUGUUAAACAAGAAAACGCUAAGGGUGAUAGAGCGCGGAGCAGAAGCAGGGAAAGUAGUCGACGUAGGUAUAGUCGUAGUAGGAGCAGAAGCAGAGAGCGUGGCCGACGCAGAUACAGCCGAAGCAGAAGCAGGAGUCAAGACAGAAGCAGGAGCCAUCACAAGAAGUACAGAAGUUCCAGUCGUGAAAGGAAGGACGGCCGAUACAGGUCCAAACGCAGUCGGAGCAGAGAUCGCUCGGAGAGAUCCCGUCGGAGUAACAGUCGCAGCAGAAGCAGAGAAAGGAGCAGCCAAAAAUCCAGAAAGAGAAGCCGCAGCCCCGUUGACCAAUAUGGUCGCAGCAUUAAACUAAACCCUUCUAAGGAAUCAGACAGCAAAAAGAAAGUUAAAAGCCCUGAUGGUGAUGUAGAUGAUGAGUUGUUGAGAAAAAAGAGAGAGCUGAUGGAGCUCAAUGAGCUGAUUGCUCGUAAAAAAGCUAUCGUUGCUUUGGAGCAAAGUGCCAAAAAAAUUGAACCUGAGGGAGAAAGUGGAGUUACGACAUUUGAUUAUGAACAUAUGCAUCGGGAGAAUGUGUGGACGCCUGACCUAAAACCAGUGAAAUCUAUUUUGAAGAAGCAGUCUGAACCUUCCAUUGAUCCCAUACCUCAGGCUUCUGCAAGCAAGGAAGCUCCUGCUCCUGUUAAGAGUGAGAAUCAAGAAAUGCAAAUUGGAUACCAUCAACAAACUAGUGCUUAUAGCUCAAUUAUACCUGGCUUGUCUCUAUUUGAAACCAACUCUGAACUAUUUGAAACCAACUCGGCGAAAUCUGAGAAGAUAUAUUUACCUCUGAUUGAGAAUGAAGAAUUGAUUAGGAAGAAGAUGCAAUUGGAUGAACUCAGUGAGACCUUAGCACGUAAAAGAGCAAUCAUGGCCAUGAAACAGAAAGUCAAAGUUCUGCAAGACUUGGAACCUGAAAUGGAAACAGAGUAUGAUGUGGACUCAGACAACGAUGAUCAACUUGUAUUGUCUAAAGGAAACCUAUGGAGCUCUAAAGUAAAACCCGAUAUUCAGCCCAAAAAGUCCAUCUUGAAGAGGCAGUCAGAAGUUCUCAGCUCUCAGAGUGACCCAACCUCAGUUGAUGAAUAUGAUCAGCCAUCUCCGGAUGAUUCUCCAUUUACAAUACCAUCCCCUCAGGCAAAAGCAGCAGCAUUGUUUAACCGGCCUUUAAAUCCGCAGCCUAUUCAAUCAGUUUCUUUAGGCUUUUUCAAUCGAAUGAAGCAGGAAACUCCAGCAGCCCCUCGAGUGACUGAAACGCCCACUUUUAACAAACUAGUCAUGCCACAGUUACUCAUGCAAGCAGCCAGCUCAAAAUCUUUACUCAGCCAGAAGCCUUCCACCGUUUCCAAAGCUCACGAUGACCAACCUGGAGUAUCAUCUCGGCAGCCUCAAAACCCUCCCCAAAGCAGUAUCCCUUCAACAAGCCAGAGUUCUUCAUCAGAUAAAAAGUGCAAUCUUACCACUCAAAUGGAGCGCUUCCUUAGUGCUCUCAACAAGGCCGACACUAGUGUUGUUAACUCGUUGUUUCAGGAGGCUAGAAAGGACCAAGCUCUAAUGAACACCAAGAAACCUGCUCCAAUGCAAGCCGAGAGAAGAAUUCCCUUAAUUGAUGAGAUAUAUGAUCCUUUUAAGGAAGACGAAGACAAUGAUCAGCCUUCUCUUUUGGGAAAACAUUCUGGCCCAGAACGAGUUGCAAAGGACUCCAACAGAGAUGACCUCUUGCCUCAUGAAAGAGCCGUUCAGGAUGGUAGUGGCUUUUCUCGACUUGUUGGAAUGAAGUAUAGUGUAGACCCUACUUCAAAAGCUGAGAAGAACCCAUACGAGCAUCAAAUGCUUUCUGAAAAUUGGAGCAUGUUUAAAGAAGAUCCCAAUCUGUACCCCGAGCAAUGGAAGCAGUACGAAAAGGAUGCCAAUCUGUUUGCAACAGAACAAAAACAAUACCCCGAAGAACAUAGUCAGCCUGUAGAGUACGAGGAUGUCAGACAAGAUGUCCAGCACUCCUACGGAGAGGAAAGAAGGAUGCCUGGUGCGUUUAGCAAAACCUUAGCCCGUCAGGAGUCCGAGGAAAGCACUGAAGAAAAAGACCGAAAGUUAGAGAACUUUGAAAAGCUUCAGAGUCUUCUUCAAACCAUAGGGCUUAACCUAGACACUUCAGAGGUUAGCAAGUUAGCUGACAGGACGCAAGAGCGAUUGUAUGGUAAGAUGAAAAAACCUCUUAGCACCGCAUCUCACUCCUUUGAGCACAAAAGGGAGCGAUCGAUGAGCCGAUCAGAGCAGAGAGGCAGUAGCAGUAGGGCAGAUUCAUCAGACUCUGAGAGCUUCAGGUCUGUUUCGCCAGCUCAGUCGUCAUCUCGAAAGGUGUACAUGAGCUAUAAAGAGCUCAAAUCCGAAAACCAGGACGAAGUUGGAGAGGUAGACCUAACUAGUAUUAAGAGAACCAUAAUAAAUGUAAAACUGACAGAAGACAAACAGGAUUCACACAGUACUUCAUCUGAGCAAAAGGCGGCUACUGAAGGUUCAUUCCAGCCAGGGACCGCUCAGCAGGACUAUUCCCAGUAUACCCAGAAUUACGGCACGUCAGCUCCGCAGUAUUCACAAUAUCAAAGCAGUAGUCAGCAUGCUUGGGGUGCGUACCCUUACGGCACAGCACCUUCAUCCUCUCAAGUAGGUUAUACUAGUGGUCAACAAGCAAUGGCACCACAUAUGACGGCUGCUUAUAAUCCAUACGGUUCAUACAAUGCAUCAAUGUCCAAUCCAUAUUAUAUGCAUCCAACCUAUAUGCCACAUUCCUAUGGUCAGUUAUCCACCCCUAUCCCUCAACAACAAUCUGCAAGUAAUGUUUCCUAUGCUAAGCCAGUGGUUGUUAAAAACACAGCUGACAAAAUAAAGCCCCCUGUUAGAUGCCUCACAACCAUAGAAACUAAACAAAUUAAAAUGGAUAGUACACUUAUUAGCAUACAAACUGUAGAGGACACUGAAGCGAAAUCUUCAACCGAGGACGCCAAGGAUAAACAAGUCCCAGCCAUAACAGAAGACGACAUCAAGGCUAAGCAGAAGAAAAGGCUCGAACAGUUUAACCAGAGAAUGAAGCUGAAGAAAGAGAAGCAAAUGGAAGCCCAGCGAUCGCGUGGACAAAACCAAAAUUCAGCUCCAGGUAAAGGUGCCCCCGUUGAUAUAAAGAAUGUGUGGAUAUGUGGCCACUCUCUUGUGUUUUGGGCUGAGAAGAGGGCUACGUCCGCUGAGUUUGGGAUGCAGCUGGGCAUGCGCUCAGACUUCGCACGGGUCUGGUGGAAGGGCAUGCAGGGCAUGACGUGGAAACAGCUCGUCCCACUGCUACACCAGCUCAAAGACAACUGGCCCAAACCCGAUGUGCUUAUAAUCCACUUGGGUGGAAAUGACAUUAGCACAACCGCUCCAGAAGACUUCAUCCAGACUGUGAAGAAUGAUAUGACCUCGCUGAAGAGCAUAUUUCCCGGGUGCCUGCUGGUGUGGUCCAGCAUCCUCUCUCGACGGUCCUGGAGGGGUACGGUAGAUGGCAAAGAAAUGGACAUCAUCCGAUUGGCUAUUAAUGACAGCAUACAAACAGUUAUGUUGGAACUCGGUGGCUCCACUGUGAGCCAUAACAACAUAACAAGCGGUUUGGGAAUCUAUAGGCCAGAUGGGGUUCACCUGUCUGGGAAAGGUAUUGAUGUCUUCAAUCAGAACUUGCAGGCUUUUCUGGAGAAAUGGGAGCAAGAAACUAGUAAAACGGAGGAGCCAUCAGAUUGAGUUUUUUUUUUGUAGUCUUUAUUUGUUUUGAUCAGCUGAUGCAGCUGAGGAUUUCAUGGCAGCAGAGUGGUGUUUCAUUAUUGUAUGCAUUGUUUUUUUUUUCUAACUUCAAAUUGAUUGUUGUACAACCUAUGUAGAAUUAAAACCGAAUCGUUUUUUUUUUCUAUAUGUGCAUAUUACAAAUGUAUUUUGCGAGUAUCUGUUCAAUUUUACUUGUUUUGUUUUAUACAUUUCAAUUAAUGAUAAAUAAAUUGAUUAUAAUGAAAAUUCAUUGCCUUUCAAUAGAAAAUCAA
This is a messenger RNA of Danio rerio (zebrafish), 6734 nucleotides long. NCBI's taxonomy places the organism in Eukaryota, Metazoa, Chordata, Actinopteri, Cypriniformes, Danionidae. The record is from RefSeq and is a predicted model, not a curated record.